UUAAAUGGCAAAGAAGGGAGACUCUGCGGGGGAAGUCCAUAGCAUAACUGAACGAAAGAAAAACAAAAUUAAGAAAUUAAAUAACCGAAGAAGAGAGAAGAAAAUAUAUAUAAUCAAUAAAAUCACUCGAAAUUCCUCUCUCUUUCUCUCUCAGUUCAUGUUGAUUUAGCCCUUCGUAGACUUCCUCCGUAUCCGCGCCGCCGUAAGACGCCGCCUCGGCACGGCAGUAUCAGCAACAGGCGUGGUGCUCGCCGUCUUCGAAGGGCUUGUUUCUCUCCGCUAUCUGAGAUCUGAAUCAAUAAAAUAAAAACAAAAUGACUGCAACAAGCAAGACGGAUCAAAAAGCGGCUUUAGACAUUGCAUCAUGGCUAUUCAAUGUUGUCACUUCCGUUGGGAUCAUCCUCGUUAACAAGGCUUUGAUGGCUACUUAUGGCUUUAGUUUCGCUACAACAUUAACCGGUUUGCAUUUCGGAACAACCACUUUGUUGACCACUUUCUUGACAUGGCUUGGUUAUAUCCAACCUUCCCAGCUUCCUUGGCCUGACCUUUUGAAAUUCGUUUUGUUCGCUAACUUCUCUAUUGUUGGGAUGAACGUGAGUCUCAUGUGGAAUUCUGUUGGAUUCUACCAGAUUGCCAAGCUGAGUAUGAUCCCGGUUUCUUGUCUACUUGAAGUUGUUCUUGACAAUGUCAGGUAUUCAAGAGAUACAAAGCUCAGCAUUUUGUUAGUUCUUGCUGGUGUUGCCGUCUGUACUGUAACCGAUGUUAGUGUUAAUCUCAACGGAUUUCUCGCUGCCGCUAUUGCUGUCUGGAGCACCGCGCUUCAGCAAUACUAUGUACAUUAUCUACAGCGAAAAUAUUCGCUCGGUUCUUUCAAUUUACUGGCACAUACUGCUCCAGUACAAGCUGCGUCAUUGUUGUUAGUUGGACCAUUUCUAGACUACUGGUUGACUAACCAAAGAGUGGAUGCAUUCAACUUUUCAUUUGUAUCUCUGUUCUUCUUAAUACUCUCGUGCAGUAUCGCGGUCGGGACCAAUCUCAGUCAGUUCAUCUGUAUUGGAAGAUUUACGGCGGUGUCUUUCCAAGUACUUGGUCACAUGAAGACAAUUCUGGUAUUGGUUUUGGGAUUCACUUUCUUCGGCAAGGAAGGUUUAAACCUGCAAGUAGUACUUGGAAUGCUCAUUGCGAUCCUCGGUAUGAUCUGGUACGGCAAUGCAUCUUCUAAACCGGGUGGUAAAGAGCGUCGUAGCCUCUCUAUUCCCAUAACCAAGUCACAGAAACUAUCCGAAACAACCGAAUCUGAUGAAAAGGUGUAGAAGAAAGAAAGAGAAAUGGUCGCAUUGACAUAGAAACAAAAGACAAGAAACUCAGAUACAAAACAGGUAGAGUAUCAUCAAAUGGGAUAUUUUAUAAACAAAAAAGGGUUUAAAUUAUUUAAUCUCCAGAACUAUAAUCUUACAGAGCUUUCCAUUUGUUUUCCUGCAUUAUUUAUUUUUGAUUAAUCCUUUUUUGGCCUUUUGCAUUUUUUUGCCUAAUUAUGUCAUAAAAGAAACAUUAUCCAUCCAUACGUCAUACGACUGAUAAUAAAAUCUCAAAUUUAUAUAAAAAAAAAGGAAUUUUGUCCUGGUA
Capsella rubella is the source of this 1626-nucleotide messenger RNA. RefSeq names its product UDP-rhamnose/UDP-galactose transporter 4. The transcript is spliced from 6 exons. Gene Ontology annotation, cellular component: Golgi apparatus. The record is from RefSeq and is a predicted model, not a curated record. Bases 315 to 1313 code for a protein of 332 amino acids. Gene Ontology annotation, molecular function: UDP-galactose transmembrane transporter activity; antiporter activity. NCBI's taxonomy places the organism in Eukaryota, Viridiplantae, Streptophyta, Magnoliopsida, Brassicales, Brassicaceae.